AUGUAUAACCAACAACAGUAUCAAUCGGGACCCUUACCCCAACAAAAAUCUACUAUUCAAAAAUUACUUGAUGAUAAUUCACUAUUAAUUUCAUUAAUUCUUGAUUUACAAUCUAAAGGAAAACAAAUCGAAUGUCUUGAAUAUCAAAGAAUAUUAUAUCGUAAUUUAACUUAUUUAAUUCAAUUCGAUCCAUCAACAUCUCAUCAUCCAAAUCAUCUACCACCACCUGAUGCAUUCAUUCAAUCACAACAACAAUCUAUGAUCGUAAGACAUUCUUGA
This is a messenger RNA of Rotaria sp. Silwood2, 279 nucleotides long. NCBI's taxonomy places the organism in Eukaryota, Metazoa, Rotifera, Eurotatoria, Philodinida, Philodinidae. The record is from the annotation of a GenBank genome assembly.